CUUUGUGUGAGUACCAUGCUUGUUAGGAAAAAUGAAACAUAACCAAAAACAUCAAAGAUUUAGGUUGGGUUCCGUAAUUGUUUGCUGCAGUUUACUGGUUGCCUCGUAUUUACUAGUUUUCUUCACAAAACAUACUUGGUCUUGAAAUCACGUAUUGUUUGAGUCUGAAAGCAAGAAAUUUUACAACCGCCGAUCCACGUCCAUAAUUUCAUUAAAAAUGACUGCAAGAGAAGUCAACAAAACGAAAUUGUCGAAAGGUAUUUUGGAAAUGAAGUUCAUGAAACGAACCAAAGAGAAAGUGGAAAAGCAGCUGUUUCAAGAAGAAGGCGAAGAAUACUUUGGGGCACAGCUGACUAAUCAGAUGAAGAAAGGAUCGGAUAAAUUCAUCAUUGAGCCAAGCUUUGUAUUUUGUGAAGGUUUGCUUGACGGUCGAGUGAGCUUUCGCGGUAUGAAUCCAGAGAUAGAGAGACUGAUGGAAUUAGAAGAAGAAGCUAAGCAAGCUUUGACUCAGAAACAGAAUGAGACCGAAAUAUCUGAUGAACAGAUGGCAAAGCAUUACAGAUCCUCGGCAGUAGAUACAAUGGCAAAGAAAUUCAGGACUAAACAUGAAAACAAGAAAUAUGUAAGGGAUGACAGCAUCGAAAUAGAACCUGUAGAGAAAAAACCAAAAUUUUUAAAACCAUCCGAUUAAAAAAGAUGAUCGUAUACUAAAUGUGGUUUGUAUUUGGAUAAAGAAAACAGAUGAGCUUGUUAUACGUCUCUUAUUUUUAUCAGGAGUUGAAAAUUCCUGUUACAAAAAAAUUCACUUUUGUAAAUACAUGUCUGCGUGUGCAUUUGUGUGGAUGUAUAUGGGCACUUAGUAGCUUCAUAGUUUGAAAUCGGGUUUAAAACUUGAAAGAGCAUAGAAAACCCACAUUUUUAUUAUCUUUGUAUGCAGCUCGAAUUUCGCAUAUUGCUUAUUUUUUUUUUCCUCUUCUCCACAGGUAGAUUUACCUGAGUUAAAUUCAUGCUUUCCCGAAUUUCCAACCAAUAUGUACACCUAGUCUAAUCGUUCCUAAUAUUUAUUGUUAAAUCAAAACUUUUUUUCUCCAAUUAAUUUCAUCAUCAAUA
Diprion similis is the source of this 1110-nucleotide messenger RNA. RefSeq names its product M-phase phosphoprotein 6 (gene Mpp6). The record is from RefSeq and is a predicted model, not a curated record. NCBI's taxonomy places the organism in Eukaryota, Metazoa, Arthropoda, Insecta, Hymenoptera, Diprionidae. The coding region runs from base 218 to 691 and encodes 157 amino acids. Gene Ontology annotation, biological process: maturation of 5.8S rRNA. The transcript is spliced from 3 exons.